AUGGACAAGGAGGCACCCAGCGAUCUAUGCAGCUUGGAACACAUGGAACCACAGAAGAUUUCCAGCAAAAUAUCAGAUCUAGACAAGUGGAGAAAGAUCUUUAGUUUCUAUGGAUUGGAAAUCAGCCAUACAACCCAUCAGAUGCGCCAAGACCACAAAAUGGAGGAUGACAAAGAGGAUGCAGCUGCAGCAUCUCAAAUCAAAAAUUCCCUAAAACACAGCCGGUUUCCAUCCAAUAUUCUUUAUUCAAUUCCCAAAGCUCUCAUAGUCUCAUCGAACCUAGGAGGGCGGCCCAUCUCCCUGGAGAUGGCAGUGGGACUACGUAAGAUGUUAUUUGGAAGCACAUUCCAAGUCUUCAGCUAUGAAUGGAAAACAGCAUAUUUCAGAUUCAAUUAUCCAUAUACUGACUUGGCCUAUGCACUGGAGACAGAUAAGGGAGGAGGAGCCGCUGUUCAGAUGGCUGUUCAGAUGAACAUUAUUAAAUACUUACUGUUUGUACAAAAUAACGAUGAAAAUAUGGACCUGCAAAGUUUAUGUGAAGUAAGCCAAAAAGAACAAGAAAAGGCUCUUGCAACAUCCCUGGUGGAUAUUCUGUGGACAGCAGGAGAUGGUCAGAAAGCUACUGUUUGUCUUGUCACCAAUGACACUUAUUUUACUCCAAGUAUAGAUUACAAAGAGGAUCACUUUACCGAAAGAGCAAUUCUGAACAUCAUCUUAACAGGCAGAGCAAGCCCACAUGUGUUUAAUGGGUUCCAGAAAGUUGACAAUGAGGGCAGCGUGCUAAAGCAGCUGCAUGGAGUCUUGUCUCGCAGUGAGGUAGGCUAUUUGCACUGGAGCAAGGAAGAAGUGGAACAUCGCAGCCUCCCACAGGUUGGAAGUAUGCUGAAGACUCCUAAAUUGCCUAUAUGGUUGUGCAACAUCAAUAGAACAUACAGUGUUCUUUUCAGCACUAACAGGUUGCUCUUGUCUGACUGGAAAAUGGAACACCUCUUUGAUUUGUAUUUUUAUAAUGGGCAGCCCUCACAGAAGACAACAGUGCAUCUAACAGUAGACACUCAUUCUCAUCAUUGGGAAGAAAAGCACUGUGAGGAGGAUGGUGCUUCAGAAAAGAGACUCCCUUCUGUCAAAAUGGCAAUCCGAACUAAGUGGGAGGGUGCUGCUGUCAACUGGAACGGGACGGUCCCAUUCUUCUGAUUAAAGCAAGCAUAGGUGCAGAUGCCAUCCAGAUUCUGAUCCACAGGAUCUCUCGCUUGAACCCUGCAAUCUAAACCUGGAGGAAGAGAGGGAAGAAAAUUGCUACCAGCAGGCCAAAUGUUGACAGCUUAAUGGGUCUGCCAGCUUGGCCUUCUGAUUUCCAUUUUAAAUUAACAGUAAAUAAAUGAGGUGCACAUGAGAUAAGCUAACAGCAAACUGUGCAACAUACACACACAUAACUCUGCGAGCUAAACACAGAGUAGACAUCAAAUUGGAGUACACCGUUACAGUUUUAUACACACAUACACAUAGUGCUAUGACCUUUUGCUUCUCCCACCAGCUGUGAAGACAUAUCUUAGAAGAAUGCUGCUUGUCACAGAAAUAUAAUUGGUGUGAAAUGACUGAGGACCUGUUAGGUCUAUAAGGUCUGUUAGGAAUGUUGGAAGUGACAGAAUGAAGUCAUGAUCCUGCCAUUUCAUACAUUUAUGAUGACUUCUCCCUGUCAUUAAAAGUUUCUGCUAUUUCUGUCACUGACAAUUACUGCUAUUUAAACACCAAAACCAGGUUUCACAAUCUAUAGCAUACAGAUGUCCUAGCCCAAAGGUCUUCGAGUUGGGAACUCUGCAAUCUGUUCCUAGGCAGCAUAUUUAUUUGGAACUAAAUUUAAUUGAAAUCAGUGGAAAUGUGGUGGAGCAUGAGUGAAGGGGCAUUUUAAACAUGAUAAACAUGUAGAUAAACAUACAGUGAUGAGUGUUAACAGGGAAUGUGAGUCUGGUAGUCCUACAUAUGCUUUGAAAAGGGAAAAAGUUACUUUUGGCUUUUGAAGGGAGAGAGGGAAGUGGCUCAAUAAGUGGGUUGGAUAUGGGAGGUAGAAUAAGGUAACUUAGGCAAAUGGAUAGAGGCAUCCUUUUUUCUGUAUUAAAAACACUGGUGACAAAGAGAGCCAUUGGUCAAUAAAAGCUUUGAUACAAAUUAUUAUUAAAAGAAAAGGUCUUGGUAAGAAAGUUGUGGGAGAGGCAUAAUACAAUUCAAGGAUGUAAACUGAGUACUAUGAAUAAUGUGCAUUUCUGGAGGAAACACGAGUAUGAAACAUUUUAAAGAAGUAAAAUGAAU
Rhineura floridana is the source of this 2307-nucleotide messenger RNA. It is a transcript of the gene MINDY4B, whose product is annotated as MINDY family member 4B. Gene Ontology annotation, biological process: protein K48-linked deubiquitination. Gene Ontology annotation, molecular function: K48-linked deubiquitinase activity; cysteine-type deubiquitinase activity. The record is from RefSeq and is a predicted model, not a curated record. Lineage: Eukaryota; Metazoa; Chordata; Lepidosauria; Squamata; Rhineuridae. The transcript is spliced from 9 exons. Bases 1 to 1194 code for a protein of 397 amino acids.